CCGGGCAGGCUCGUCCUCUAUGGCAGCAGGGAAAGGAGGCGUGGGGCCGGCCGGCCUAGGACGCGGCCGAGACUCCCUCCAAACGCGGCGUCGGACCCGGAUCCUGCGUCCUUUCCCGCGCCCCGGGACCAGCCCGUCCACCCCCUCGGGGCUCUGCGCCCUGAGUCACGCCGCCCACGCAGGGUCACGGACGCCGCCCGGCUAGGAGCUUCAGGUGGGCAUCGGCUGCCCCAUUCCUGGGGUCCUGGGGAGACGAGGCACGGGGUGGCCUCAUCCCACCCGCAUCCCCGGGGUCGCGGAGCUAAGGCUGCGGGUCGCACACCCGCUCCCGGGACCGCUAGAGGGACCCGGACCGCGGCGCCGCCAGCCGCCCGGUGAUCACGUGAGGAGGAGGGCGGGACCAAGGCGGGCGCCGGCCAAUCAGAUGCGCCGUCAGCGGGCGUGCCAGCCAAUCGAAACAGGGAGAGGGGGUCCAGGACUAGGAAGAAACGGCGGCCGGGAGGGGGCUGCCGGGACCAUGGGGCUUCUGACCAUUCUGAAGAAGAUGAAGCAGAAGGAGCGGGAGCUGCGACUGCUCAUGCUUGGCCUGGACAAUGCGGGCAAGACCACCAUCCUCAAGAAGUUCAAUGGGGAGGACAUUGACACCAUCUCCCCGACGCUGGGCUUCAACAUCAAGACCCUGGAACACCGGGGAUUCAAGCUGAACAUCUGGGACGUGGGCGGCCAGAAGUCGCUGCGGUCCUACUGGCGGAACUACUUCGAGAGCACCGACGGCCUCAUCUGGGUGGUGGACAGCGCUGACCGCCAGCGCAUGCAGGACUGCCGGCGGGAGCUGCAGAGCCUGCUGGUGGAGGAGCGCCUGGCUGGAGCGACCCUCCUCAUCUUUGCCAACAAGCAGGACCUGCCAGGAGCACUGUCCUCCAGCGCCAUCCAGGAGGCCCUGGAGCUGGAGUCCAUCCGCAGCCACCACUGGUGCAUCCAGGGCUGCAGCGCCGUCACCGGGGAGAGCCUGCUGGCCGGCGUCGACUGGCUCCUCACCGACAUCUCCAGCCGCAUCUUCACCACCGACUGAGCAGCCCCGAGCAGCGCGCCCAGCCCUCUGCCAGCACCACUGUGGGGGGGCGGGGAACGGGCGCGGCCCCCGCCCAGCUAACACUCCCAGCGCCUGCUGCUGCUGCUGCUACUGCUGCCCCCGGGGGCGGGAGGGCGGUCCCCCCACACCCCCCCAACCCGGCCCGCCAUUGGCCGCUGCCACCCGGAGGGUUGGGGCUGGUCUCCGCUGCUGCCCAGGCUGUGGGCCUGACCCUUUGCUCAGAUGUGAGAAUAAACCUUUCUUGCCCCAGC
This is a messenger RNA of Sorex araneus (European shrew), 1344 nucleotides long. It is a transcript of the gene ARL2, whose product is annotated as ADP ribosylation factor like GTPase 2. Gene Ontology annotation, biological process: protein folding. The transcript is spliced from 5 exons. Gene Ontology annotation, cellular component: microtubule cytoskeleton; cytoplasm. Gene Ontology annotation, molecular function: GTP binding; GTPase activity. Bases 425 to 1072 code for a protein of 215 amino acids. The record is from RefSeq and is a predicted model, not a curated record. Lineage: Eukaryota; Metazoa; Chordata; Mammalia; Eulipotyphla; Soricidae.